This is a messenger RNA of Anopheles maculipalpis, 3615 nucleotides long. RefSeq names its product focadhesin. The transcript is spliced from 4 exons. The coding region runs from base 1 to 3615 and encodes 1204 amino acids. NCBI's taxonomy places the organism in Eukaryota, Metazoa, Arthropoda, Insecta, Diptera, Culicidae. Gene Ontology annotation, biological process: regulation of post-transcriptional gene silencing. The record is from RefSeq and is a predicted model, not a curated record.
AUGCAUAGUUUGCAGGCGGUUAAUUCCAGAUUAACGUUGCAGUCGGCGGCGUCACAGAUUGCAAAUAUAUUGAAAGCAGCUCGAAAAACGGGCAGAGACAAUCCGGCUGUGAUCGAUGAUGCUGUUAAUGUGUUAAAACAACUUUUCCAGUCGAACAACAUACGCAUAUGCCAGCUAGCGAUAGAAGCGGCACUACAACUUACGAUGGAGCGUUAUGUUGAACCCGGACAAAUGCUAGGAAUUCUGAUGACGCUACUACCAAACAGUAAUUCGGGACAGUGUAACGCGUUGACUAGCAUCCUUUUUCACCUACUAAAGAUGGAUCUACGCCAGCGAUGCACAGGUCCCAGUUCCAUGGACUUCUAUCAGCACGGCUUCGAGGUUUCAAAGCAUCCUCUAAUUCUCCUGUUUGAUAAAUCUAACAAAGAAAACAGGAAAAAUAUUCUCGAUCGUAUGAUAAUGAUGAUGGAAGAUCGGGAUGGUGUGAUUUAUAACAAUAUUAUCGAAUUCCUGCAUACCGUUCUGCUGCAUGUCUUCAUCAACGUGGGCAUUUACGAUGAUUGCCGGCAGGUUUGGAAGUUGCUUGUAAGAAGAACGAUAAUGCAAGACAGCAAAGCAAAAUGGCUCCUGUUCCAGAUACUGUCCUGGUGCAGUGAUGCGACGGCAACGCAAACUUUCUUCACCGUCGGUCUACUGACCGAUGCGUUGGAAAUUGUUCUAGACGAAAAUCUCAGCUACGUAACGCUGCAGCUAGAAUACGCUGUUUAUCUAGCGGUUGUCCUGAAAAACUAUAUUGAAAAUAAUUUCGAUCCAUCCAGAUGCUUCAGCUUGUUGCGAAAAUUUUGUACAAGGGCAAUCCAACGUGAUCCACCUCCAAACCUGGAUGUGUUGCUAACGAUCGCGACAGAUUUGCUGUCGUAUGUAUCACCGCGAAAUAUGCUUGGACUGCUGGAAAUCAUCCAAACGAUUCUUCCCUUUUGUGGAAAGGUUAGCUGCAUGCUGACAAAGGAAGCAAUGGUACAAUUGCUUGGCCAAUCAUCGUACAUUAUGAUACAUAUGCCGCUAUGUGAACAAAUUUUCAAAACAAUCGAAAAAGAUCUUGCAAACGAGGAACGAUGGAAAGAGCCAACACCCAUGAUAUGCGACACCCAGGGAACGAUGUACUUUCAUGAGGAUUUAGCCAAAUGGACUAUUCUCUGCGAGUGGUGGAAUUCGCAUGAUAUGGCAAUCGACGAUUAUCUUGUAACGCGUGGACCAGUAAGCGUUCGAUUUUCGCGCAACCUAAGCCAACUUCAUAGGUCUAUAUUUCUUUCCUCGUCGUACGACGAGAACGUAUGGAAGACGAACCUCGGACAGUUGGUUAAUCUGAUGAAGGAUAGCGAAGUACAAGUCGCGCAAAGCAUGGUUCCGCUUCUGUACGGACUAGCACAUCAUCGGGAUGCUCGUCGCCGAUUGCACGUACUGCAGACAGUCGCUUCGAUGGGCGCGAAAGAAAAUUUGAUCGGUAUACUGAAAGCGUUUACGAAGGACCUGGAUCGUGCCAUGUGCUUGGAUUUGUAUCUGAGACUGUGGAAAGCAGAACCGCGCACCUAUCCACUGCUGUACGAUCUGCUGAAGGAUACAAGCCGUCAAUCGAACGAGGACCGUUGGGAAUACACAAUUGCUCGUGCGUACACAAUUCGCGAAGUGUGCCUUAUCAACCCCACACAGCACGGAGAGGAUUUGGUAAACCUUUUCUCGGAGGUACUUAGCAAUCCGAACAACAACGAGAAUGAAGUUGCCAUCUGCCUAUCGCUGGAUGCCAUCUCGAGUUUGUGCGAAAACCAGGUGGUCAACAUUGUGUCCACCUGGAAGGUUUUGGGCUUCCGAUUCGCAGACGAACGCCGCCCGAAAGUCAUUAAAAGCUUGUGUCGCUUUUUCGCCAACGUACCGCUCAUCAAAGUUACCUCCCCGGAACAGGAAGUGUUGGUAAAUCACAUCAUCAGCACACUGUGGCAUUACGUCACCGACUACAAAGAGAGGGAAAUCAUAGAGGCAGCUUUGGGCACACUGAAACACUUCCUACCGGACACACUAACGCUGCGCCAGAUACCCGAACUGUUCCGUCAAGGUAUCGAGCUUCCGGAGCAGAACAACGGCGAUUCGCCAGCCGAUGCUGCCGGUUCUGUACCACCCGAAUGCUGGAUCCAGUUGCUACAGUACACCAAUCACUGCGCAAUCGAAGCGGUUGGUGAUCUGGUGAGCCAUUACAUUACGCACGAAAUAGGCAGCUAUCGUGGUGGUGUCUAUCAAACGCCGGCUGGACGUCCGGAACCAUCCAACUUGAAGUAUCUACCACGGGCAAGCAUUUUGUCGACGAUACUGCACUAUCUGAUACUGCAAAGCACCAAAUUUACGAAAAGCGAAAGCACGGCCGAAAUUGUACUGCUACAAAUGCUGCGCAUCAUCGCCAAGCCGUAUCCGAAACCGAUUCCUCCGCUGAAUUGGUGCUUUUUGCAUGAAUAUUUUCACCACUGUUUCGAAAUGCGUGAUGCCUGCUUGCAGAUAGCUAUUAAACAGAUGCCCUUCUCCGGAACUGCCAAACGGCUGGUGGAAAACUAUCUGAACGAAUUGUGUGAAACGAUCAUGCUGGAAGAGGAUCUGCUUAAAAUCUAUGCAUCGAUCGCUAACAUUACCGAUGGGGUGCAGCCGGAAAUUUAUAAAUCUUUUGUGCACCUAUCGCUGCAGUACCUAUCGGAACGAGCACAGGACAAACAGUUUGGGGAUAAUGCUCCGUUUAUACAGACAAUGACACUGAUUGGUGGGGCAUUGCAGCGCGAUAAGAAAUACGAGAAUGAGGACAAUUACCUUCUACUCUGCACAACACUGGAAAACUUUUUCAUGCGCUUCGAUCUAGGUUCGGAGGUGUUUAAAAAAUACAUCGAAACGUUGGUACAUCUUCCCGAGCAACAUUUCGCCGAACUGCUAAAACCAAGCACCUGGACCGGUGCAAUCAGUGUGGAAAAGUUGGAGAAAACUAUCUAUCUACAGUUCGCUUUCCACCAGUACAAUCCCACCGCGAAAUCGUUACAUUUUGUGGGUCUCUCGGAUAUAAUAGCAACGUUGGCCAAAAAGUCGCAUAACGAUGGUUCCUUGAGGGCAUAUUUUUUGCAAGAAUGGUUUAGCUUUGUCGAACGCUUUGCCCGGUACGAUGAGUCGGACCAGUCGGAUGGGAAGGCUUUGGUUGGUUUUAUCGCUGAGCUUAUUGGAAUGAUUCAGUGCAAACUAAUCGAAACGGAUGAUUCGCGUAUGAUGAUGGGUGAUCCUUUUAUGGUGGACACACUGAUGACUGCGGUGAUCAGUUUUUCGGGUUAUGGUGGAUUGUACGGUGGUAAAAUGAUAGCUAACGACGAAAUGUCACGCCUCAAGCUGUUUCCACUUGCACUGCUAACUGUGCUGGAGCAGAAUGUUUGGCGCGAAAUCGAAAUCAAGAUCUUCGAGUUCCUGUUCAGCUUGUACUUCGGAGCGUCGUUUUUACAAGAGUACAACGAUUGCUUGAUGAAUACGUUCACAUGCUGUAAAAAGCAGCACUAUUUCAAGGAUCCGAAAAACCGACGCAAACUCCUCUCUUUGUGA